Oncorhynchus nerka (sockeye salmon) is the source of this 4964-nucleotide messenger RNA. RefSeq names its product phosphorylase kinase, alpha 1a (muscle) (gene phka1a). Gene Ontology annotation, molecular function: calmodulin binding. Gene Ontology annotation, biological process: glycogen metabolic process. NCBI's taxonomy places the organism in Eukaryota, Metazoa, Chordata, Actinopteri, Salmoniformes, Salmonidae. Gene Ontology annotation, cellular component: phosphorylase kinase complex. The record is from RefSeq and is a predicted model, not a curated record.
AAUUAUAUCUUUAUAAAUUACGGAUACAUUAUUUGGGGUUAUUGUUUCAGUUGUCAGUUUGAUUGUGUAAUAGUUUGAAUAAUUUUGCACUCUUCCUGGUUUUAGUUCGCACCAUGUUUUCAUGAGUUAAGAGGUUCUUUUUCUCUCUGCAGAAACUCGCUGUCUGAAGAAUUCGACAGCAACAAAGGCGAUACAGUGAAAACACCGAGUGGUUUGUGUAUGGUUGCUCUGCGUGUACCAAGUUGAUUCCUGUAACUUCUAGGUUGGAACAGCUGAUGGUGUUUUUUUAUUUUCAGGACGAUAUCGGAUUUCAGCCUACAGUGUUAAUUAUGUUACAGCCAUAGUUCGCUCAUCGAUACCAGGACGUUUGGAGGCGGUGCAGCGAUAGUAGACUACUACUGUAACAUUUGUAAUUUAACGUUUCCUAUCACCUCUCAACUUCGUCUUGUCUUGUUCGUCGUGUCAAACAAUAGAGAUAUUUGUGAAGUAGCCUAAUGCCGAAUCGAGUCUCGGGGAGAACUCAAAGCUUCCUUUUCUCUUCAACCACGGAUACGGACGAGUAUCAUCAACCCAACAACAUGAGAAGUCGAAGCAACUCGGGAGUGAAACUGGACAACUAUGCCCGGAUAGUGCAUCAAACCAUACUCCGACAUCAAGACCCAGUCACAGGUCUCCUCCCAGCCAGUGGAGAUCAGCCUGAUGCCUGGGUGAGAGACAACGUGUACAGCAUCCUGUCUGUCUGGGCUCUCAGUCUGGCCUACAGGAAGAAUGCAGACAGAGAUGAAGACAAGGCAAAGGCCUACGAACUGGAACAGAGUGUGGUGAAACUAAUGAGAGGUGUUCUACAGUGCAUUAUGAGACAGCUGGACAAGGUGGAGAAGUUUAAGUACACUAAGAGCACCAUGGACUGCCUCCAUGCUAAGUACAACACCAGGACCUGUGCUACCGUGGUGGGGGACGAUCAGUGGGGACACCUCCAAGUGGACGCUACCUCUCUGUUCCUGCUGUUCCUUGCUCAGAUGACUGCCUCAGGACUCCAUAUCGUCUACACUCAGGAUGAGGUGGAUGUGGUACAGAAUCUCAUGUUCUACAUCGAGGCAGCUUACAAAGUGGCUGACUACGGGAUGUGGGAGCGAGGAGACAAGACGAACCAGGGGAUCCCUGAGCUCAACGCUAGCUCCAUCGGCAUGGCUAAAGCAGCCCUGGAGGCCCUGGAUGAACUGAACCUGUUUGGAGCCGGAGGAGGACCAGGGUCUGUGGUGCACGCUCUGGCUGACGAUAUACAGCACUGUCAGUCCAUCCUCAACUCCAUGCUUCCCAGGGCAUCUAUGUCUAAAGAGGUGGAUGCAGGUGUUCUGUCCAUCAUCUCGUACCCGGCCUUCGCUGUAGAGGACAUCUCUAUAGUCAACAUCACCAAAGAGAAGAUCAUAUCCAAACUACAGGGUCGAUAUGGAUGCUGUAGGUUUCUCAGGGAUGGACACAAAACGCCUAAAGAGGACCCUAACCGUCUAUACUAUGAGUCUGCUGAGCUGAAGCUCUUUGAGAACAUAGAGUGUGAAUGGCCCCUGUUCUGGACCUACCUCAUACUGGAUGGCGUCUUCACCAACAGCCCAGAACAGGUCCAAGAGUACAAGGAAGCUCUGGAGGGGAUUCUGAUCAAACAGAAAGACGGGAUCUGUCUACUUCCAGAGCUCUACAGUGUUCCACCUGAUAGGGUGGAUGAGGAGUAUGUAAACCCCCACUCUGUGGAGAGGGUCCCUCUGGGGAAGCUCCCUCUAAAGUGGGGUCAGUCCCUUUACGUUCUGGGAAGUCUACUGGCAGAGGGUUUCCUGGCCCCUGGAGAGAUAGAUCCUCUCAACCGACGUUUCUCCACCAUCCCCAAGCCAGACGUGGUGGUGCAGGUGUCUAUCCUGGCAGAGAACGAGGAGAUCCAGGAGUUGUUGAUGAAGAAUGGGAUAGAGGUGGAGACGAUAGCUGACAUACACCCCAUCCACGUCCAACCUGCUAGAGUCCUCAGCCACAUUUACGCACGACUGGGACGUAACCAGAGGCUGGGGCUGACUGGUAGACCCUACAGGAGGAUUGGAUGUCUAGGAACUUCUAAAUUCUAUGUCAUCCGCAACACCAUAUUUGCCUUCACGCCACAGUUCAUAGAUCACCAGCAGUUCUACUUGGCGUUGGACAACCAGAUGAUUGUUGAUAUGCUCCGUACUGACCUGUCCUACCUCUCCUCUCGAUGGAGGAUGACUGGAAGACCCACUGUCACCUUUCCUAUCUCUCAGACCAUGCUCACUGAAGACCACUCUGACUUGGACCCUGCGGUUCUGGCCACUCUGAAGAAGCUACAGGAUGGAUACUAUGGAGGAGCAAGGAUCCAGACGGGGAAGCUCUCUGAGUUCCUGACCACUUCCUGUUUUGCCAAACUCAGCUUCCUGGAUGCCAGUAAGCAUGCGGGUGGCAUGGGCCAGCAACAAGAUGAUGAUGAUGAUGAUGACUAUGGAUGCUUUGCUGAGCAUGGCUUGACCUUCCAUGGUGACGCUGAUGAUCUAGCCCAGUACCUGGACCAGUUGUUGACCACAGCGAACCCCAGCAGAGGGUCAAAGGUCAGAGGUGACUCUGGAGGGCUGGACAGGUUCAAAGCAGCAGCCACGAAGACCAAGGAAAUGGUGUCUCUGAUGCACAAGGCUAAGGAACUCCACCUACACAAUGCCCACUUAUAUCUCCCCAACAAGCUCUUCCGUUCCCCUCAGCCCUCCCUCCACCUCACCCUCACCGAUUCCUCUGCGCCUCACACCAGUCAGUUUCCUCAGGUAGUAGUGACCACAGAGUGUAACCUGCCCAGAGAUGCCAGUGGUGAUAUAGACUACACUAGUCUGGUCCAGCUCCUCAGAGACACCCACAGUCUACCAGACCAGGCGGACAUACUGUACAUCCUCUUCAAAGACAAGGGUAUGGAGUGGGACACCAGGCUACAUGGUAAAGGCUCUACAGUCCGCUCCCUGCUGACAGACCUGUAUGUGAAGGCAGGAGAUCUCAAACACUGGGGACUCAUACGCAUGAUCUCUGGAAUACUGAGGAAGAAAGUAGAGGAACUCGACUGGGCUUGCUCUGAUUUGUUGGCCCACCAGAAGCACCUGACUGUGGGUCUGCCUCCAGAACCUCGGGAGAAGACCAUCACAGCACCCAUCCCUCCAGACAAGCUGGCCAUGCUGAUAGAUGAAGCUAGUGAGAACAACAUCACUAUAGCCAUCCUCACACAGGAGAUCAUGGUGUACCUGGCGAUGAACAUGCGUACCCAACCCAGCCUGUUCAGUGAGAUGUACAGGCUGCGUAUCGGACUCAUCAUCCAGGUGAUGGCCACUGAGCUGGCACAGUCUCUCAACUGCUCAGGAGAGGAGGCUACAGAGAGUCUGAUGAGUCUGAGUCCGUCAGAAUUAAAGAUCCUGCUUCAUCACAUCCUCAGUGGGAAAGAGUUUGGAGUGCAGAAGAGUGUGCGUUCUGUAGACGCGGGUGCCAGUCCGGCCAUCUCUAUCCACGAGGUGGGUAAUGUGGGCGCCACCAAGAGCGAGAGGGCGGGCAUCAGCAAGAUGAAGAGUGACAUGAGGAUGUUGGAGGAGCUCAGGUUGUCAUGGUCGCAGCAAAGACAGAGCCUUACAUCGCACUCAUUGGACAUGGAACAUAUUGAAUCUGGGAGGUACAGGCUCCCCUCCAUAGAGUCUCUGGACGUUCCUGUGAGCAUGCCCGUCACCAAGGAUACGAGGCACGGCCAAUGGCUGCGUAGGAGACGUCUAGACGGAGCACUCAACAGAGUCCCCAUAGGCUUCUAUCAGAAGGUCUGGAAGAUUCUGCAGAAGUGUCAUGGUCUGUCCAUAGAAGGAUUCGUUCUACCAUCUUCAACGACAAGGGAGAUGACUUUAGAUGAGAUCAAGUUUGCGGUGCACGUGGAGACGGUGCUGAACCGGGUGCCCCAGCCAGAGUACCGCCAGUUACUGGUGGAGGCCAUCUUAGUUCUCACCAUGCUGGCAGACGUGGAUAUAGACAGCGUGGGCAGCAUCAUCCAUGUGGAGAAGAUCGUCCACAUCGCCAACGACAUGUUUUACCACGACCAGAAGGACUUGGGAGCAGAGGAGCAGAUCUUAGAGAGAGACCCCUCCACAGGAGUGUGUCGCUUGCUGUAUGACAGCGCCCCUAGUGGACGAUUUGGCAGUAUGACAUACCUCACCAGGGCUGUGGCUGUAUAUGUACAGGACUUCCUGCCCUGUGGCUCCUGUGCCCUGCAGUAGACACACACGUGCUGGCUGUGUCAGAACACCUGUGCCUGCCUUCUAUAGGGGAGUGUGUUUUAAAUGCCAGGAUGUCAUAUUAAUUUGGCCUUUCGUCUAGUGGAAUUCGCUAUAUACGCUAUUGAGGUUAGCGAAUCGUCUUUUCACACCCACUUGUGUUUGACAACAGCCGAUAAUCAGAAUAGGGGACGGCGCUCUACAAAAAUGAGCGAAUGGUAGAAACUAGCCCGAUUGCGCAUUAGAUAAGUAGUAUGUUGAUAUUUGUUGUUGCUUACUGCAUACAUCUUUACUAACCAGUACGUCCUAAACAGUAUGUAGUACUGUUAGUACACAAUUUGUAGUUUUAGUAAGUACACUUUCUAAGUAUGACUUAACUAGUCAUUUAGUAAGCAUGACAGAUUUCAGACACACCAACAAGUACACCCUUAAACACAAAUAAAGGUCAAAUAAAAACACAAGUGUGAUCUGACUGUUAGACUUAAAAAGCAGGGUAGCCUAGUGGUUAGAGUGUUGGACUAGUAACCGAAAGGUUGCAAGUUCAAACCCCCGAGCUGACAAGGUACAAAUCUGUCGUUCUGCCCCUGAACAGGCAGUUAACCCACUGUUCCUAGGCCGUCAUUGAAAAUAAGAAUUUGUUUUUAACUGACUUGCCUAGUAAAAUAAAGGUAAAAUUAAAAUUCA